AUGUAUAUAGCGGAUAAGUCAGCCUUAAUUUACAUCUCGGCAGAUGAUGUGACUUUUCCAAAGAACACAAAAAUAGGAAGGUGGAGUGUGAUUGUGACAGACACAAUACCAGUACACUCAUUGUCACCAAAUCACAUUGUGCUCAAUGAGUUCACUCCCCUGGGAAUACCUCAGAUGGAGGGAAUGAAGACUUUUCUCUUAGUUAUCUUCUUUGUCAUCUAUCUCUUCACUCUGCUUGGAAGACUGAUUUUUAUAGCAUUCCUUUCUUCCUCUAUUCUUGAAACUCUCAUGUAUUUCUUCUUGGGAUUUCUAUCUAUUGUUGUUGUUCGUUUCUCUUCCACAACUGCUCCCAAGAUGUUGUUGUACCUCUCAGGGCAGGAACAUGGCAUCUCUUUCCAGGGCUGUGCUGCCCAGCUCUUCUUCUACCAUUUCCUGGGCUGCACUGAGUGUUUCCUGUACACAGUGAUGGCCUAUGACCGAUUUGUUGCCAUAUGCUUUCCCUUGAGAUACAUGGUCAUCAUGAACCACAGAGUGUGCUCUGUCUUGGCCACAGGGACCUGGAUGGGUGGCUGUGUCCAUGCCAUUAUCCUAACCUCGCUCACCUUCCAGUUGCCCUACUGUGGCUCCAACGAGGUGGGCUAUUACUUCUGUGAUAUACCUGCAGUGCUACCUCUAGCCUGUGAGGACACAUCUCUGGCUCAGAGAGUAGGUUUUACAAAUGUUGGUAUUUUGUCUCUCAUUUGCUUUUUUCUCAUCCUUGUUUCCUACACUCGCAUUGGGAUCUCCAUAUCCAAAAUUCGUUCAACAGAGGGCAGGCAAAGAGCAUUCUCCACCUGCAGUGCCCACCUGGCUGCAAUUCUUUGUGCCUAUGGGCCAGUCAUCAUCAUCUACCUACAGCCCAACCCCAGGCCCCUGCUGGGUGCUGUUGUUCAGAUCUUGAACAACCUUGUGACUCCCAUGCUGAACCCACUUAUAUACAGCCUGAGGAAUAAAGACGUAAAAUCAGCCCUGAGGAAUGUAUUUUCCAAGAGAAGUCUUGCUCUGGAAAAAUAA
Molecule: messenger RNA, 1053 nt
Organism: Ictidomys tridecemlineatus (thirteen-lined ground squirrel)
Lineage: Eukaryota; Metazoa; Chordata; Mammalia; Rodentia; Sciuridae
Product: putative olfactory receptor 10D4
Biological process (GO): G protein-coupled receptor signaling pathway
Cellular component (GO): membrane
Molecular function (GO): olfactory receptor activity; G protein-coupled receptor activity
Source: RefSeq, a predicted model, not a curated record